AUGGAAAAGCCUUCAGAAGAUAAAUAUGCCAUUCAUCAGGCUUGUCGUGAUGGAAGAAUUGCCAUUGUCGAAUCGCUUCUUAAUGCUAACCCAAAACUCGCCUUUUUGAAAGAUGAAGAUGAAAGAUUACCGAUUCACUGGGCUGUUUCAUAUGGACAUUUGGAUAUUGUCAUACUACUUUCCAAUGUGAAGAAUUUUGAUCCGGACGUACAGGACGGAUCCGGAUGGACACCACUCAUGAUUGCUGUCAGCCUUAAGGAGGGCGAUGAUAUUGUGAAUCUGUUAUUGAAGAAAGAAGCGGAUGUAAAUACCAAGAAUUUCAGUGACCAAACGGCAAUUCACUUUGCCACCUCCAAAAACAACCUUCCGGUAGUCAAAGUCCUACUUUCACACAAUCCACCAGCAUCCUGUAGAGUUAAGGACAAGCGUGGACAAUACGCAAUUCAUCGUGCAGCAGCUAUUGGCUCCACUCCAAUAGUUGAGUUAUUGUUGAAGAACAAAAGUCCACUAAAUCCUGCGGAUGUUGCGGGGCAGACACCACUUCAUCAUGCUGUUGCUGAAGGUCAUGGUGAUACCGCAGUAGCUCUUCUAAAAGCUGGCGCAGAAACAGACAAGAAAGAUGCGGAUGGUUUUCUUGCAUUGGAACUUGCUCCUGACAGUCAGGUGAGGAAAUAUAUUGUUCAAUGGGCUGAGAUGGAGGGUAUUGAUUUAUAA
Sclerotinia sclerotiorum 1980 UF-70 is the source of this 714-nucleotide messenger RNA. RefSeq lists its product as hypothetical. The record is from RefSeq and is a predicted model, not a curated record. Gene Ontology annotation, cellular component: nucleus; cytoplasm. Lineage: Eukaryota; Fungi; Ascomycota; Leotiomycetes; Helotiales; Sclerotiniaceae. Gene Ontology annotation, molecular function: protein binding. The transcript is spliced from 8 exons. The coding region runs from base 1 to 714 and encodes 237 amino acids.